GAGAAAGUAUGCUUUAAAGAAAGACGUUUUAUCCUGAAAUUGCAUGAGUCGUACUUUGGACCUCUAUAUAGCCACACUAUUAAUAUUUUUAUAUACUAAAUUUUAUUAAACACCUUAAUCUAUUAAUUUAAACUUAAAUUAAAAUGUACAUCAAGUAUGAAAAUAUCGAGGAUAAAAUCGCCAAGCGGUUGGAUGAUUUAUUUGGUGUUAAAGAUUGUUUAAUCGAAGUCAACCCAGGGAAUGUUAUACUUCCGCCUAAAUACAGGGAUUUGGGCGAAAGGAUUUUAAACAUGGAGGUCCGACCAGAUGACAUUUGGCUUGUGUCCUAUCCGAGGACCGGAAGUACAUGGGCUCAAGAAAUGGUUUGGUGUAUUUGUAACAAUUUAGAUUUUGAGAGAGCGAAGAGUAUGCUUGGUCAGUCGAGAAAUCCUUUAUUAGAAUUAACUGCACUUAUGGGAAAUGAUACGAGCAAACUAAAUGAACAAUUGGGAAACUCGGUAGAACAAGUUGAAAAUAUGCCGUCGCCAAGGUUUAUUAAGACUCAUUUGCCUUCUCAAUUGUUGCCACAAAAAUUGAGCAUUGUAAAACCAAAAAUAAUUUAUGUUGCUCGUAAUCCCAAGGAUAUGUGUGUUUCUUAUUACCAUUACUGCAAACUUAUUCAUGGUUUACACGGUUCUUUUGAUGAAUUUUGUGAACUUUUCAUUAAAGGAAAGACUCCUAUUGGACCCAUUUGGAACCAUAUUUUAAGAUUCUGGGAAAAAAGAGAUGAAACAAAUUUACUUUUUUUGAAAUAUGAAGAUAUGAAAAAAAAUCUAAAGGGUGCUAUAAGGCAAGUGGCAUCAUUCCUUGCCAAAGAGUUAACCGAAGAACAAGUAUUAGCGUUAGAAGAUCACUUGAGCUUUAACAACAUGAGGAAGAAUCCAGCUUUGAAUUUAAAACCUAUUCUUGCUAUAAUGGAAAAAUCAGAGGGAUCUGAAGAUAAUCCAGAUGAACAGUUUAUUAGAAAAGGAAAGGUUGGAGAUUGGAAAAAUUACAUGUCUGAAGAAUUAUCAGUUAAAUUUGACAAAUUUACUGAAGAUAAUUUAAGAGGCACUGGCCUUACAUUUGAAACAAGUUAAGGUUUAAGCUAAACAACAUAAAUAAUAAGACUUAUAAAUAGCAUUUUAUUACGAAUUUUUUAGUCAUAAUGAAACCUAACUAAUCUUAUUUAAUUAAUUUUAUAAUAAAAAAGUAUUCUUAUACAAAUAAAUUAUAUUUUUUAUUUAA
Molecule: messenger RNA, 1266 nt
Organism: Daktulosphaira vitifoliae (grape phylloxera)
Lineage: Eukaryota; Metazoa; Arthropoda; Insecta; Hemiptera; Phylloxeridae
Gene: St2
Product: sulfotransferase 1B1
Exons: 4
Coding region: 144-1118 (324 amino acids)
Biological process (GO): sulfation
Cellular component (GO): cytoplasm
Molecular function (GO): sulfotransferase activity
Source: RefSeq, a predicted model, not a curated record